GUCCAGACACGCAAAUUGAACUCUCCUCAUCCUUUUCUUCAUCAGUUCGUUUUUAUUUCACGAACUCUUGGUUUGUAUCCCCAUUGUUCUUCUCUCUUUUUCACCGAAAACUGUUUGGCCUCGUCUGAAAAACCAAACGAAAUCGCCAGUUCGUAUUCAAUUAAGUUUUUCAUUUCCUUUUCGUUGCACCUGGGCUUAUCGAGACCUUCAAUCGAACGAAGAAGGAAGUUUACUGACAUCAUUGGCGCCCAGCCUUUUGUAACGCACACAACGUGUUUCUCGUGUCUCGAGAGAAAUCAAAAAAAGUGUAUGGCUGUUGUGUGCAAAAGUGCAGUGUUUUGUGAUCUGUGAGUGUGUGUACUAGUUUUCUGGAAACGAAGUUGGAAAAAAAAAAUCGAUCAAAAAACACAACGAUCUAACAGUUUAAACUUUUUGAGAAAAUGUUUACUCAUUCUUAUUCGUUGGUGACCUUGUCACUGUUUGCCAUGUCUUCAUGGCUGGCUUUGGCGUCUGCUGUCGGCCCGGUUAUGAACCAACAACCGACCAUCUUCGACCUCAUUCAAAAUGAUCCCGAUCUCUCAGAGUUUUUCAACUUGAUUUCACGGAACGAACUGGUGCCGACGCUGCUCAAGUUCCGGCAGGCCACCGUCUUUGCGCCCAACAAUGCGGCCAUGAGAGCUUAUACCGGACAAAAGGACCAAGACUUGCUGCUCUACCAUCUCGCUAACGUGGCUCUGACGACGGACAAAUUGGACCAAUCGGUUUCCAGCGAACUGCCUGGCAAUCCGCCGCUAUGGAUCGCCCGUCGCGACGCCAGUUCCUACCAGUACGAUCUCUACAUCAACGAUGCUCGUGUCAUCCGUGGCGAUAUCAAAGCCAUGUCCACCAGACAAGACGAACAAGUACUGCACGUCAUCGAUAAAGUCCUAGAGCCAAUCAUGACUUCGGCUCGCGAUCCGCAACUCUCCAAUCCCGACGCAGCUCGUCUCCUCGAAAGAGCCGGAAGUUUCAAUUUGGGACCGUAUCAAAUCAGCGACUUUGUCCAGCAAGUCUCGUCGCACAAGAAACUCUCCGUUUUCGCCACGCCCGGCCGCCACACUUUCCUGAUUCCGAUCAAUCGCGGAUUCGAGGCCGUGUCACGUGACAAGAUCGACCCUAAAGUGAUUGACGGACACAUCGUACCCAAUGUGGCGUUGUUCACCCGUCCGGCCAUCCGAGGCCGCCCGGUCCAGACGUUGGCCUUCUCCGACAACCUCAAAGUCACCGUUUCCUUCAGCAACGAGUCACUGCCGUCGCAAGAAACCGGAUCGCAAAUCUACGUGCAAUCCAACACCCUGGUAGGCGAUUUCCACCAUCCCAGGGGCGUGGUCGUGGCCCAGGUGGUCAAAGCCAACAUCCCCGUCCGCAACGGCGUCGUCCACCUUAUCGACAAGCCUCUUAUUGUCAUCGAUAUCGACAUUGUCAACUUUCUCAAGGAACAACGUAACGGGAUCCUCUACGAGUUCUAUCGCAUCAUGAAGGAUUUCGCGACUAACUUUAUGGAGGGCAUCACGGGUGCCGGAGAGUUGACCCUGCUGGCCCCGUCUAACGAGGCUUUCCGCAGGCUCGGAGAGAAGAACCUUAACGCAUUGUUGGCCAAUCAACAAAAACUGACGGAAAUCCUGCAGCUACACGUCAUCCGCAGGCGGCUCUCCUCCGACGAAAUUAUCCAGAAUCCGCUCUUCUCUCACGUCGAAUCGGCAGACCGACACCGACGGCUCUACUUCUCCGCCUACGGUCCAGAUGACAACAUUACCGUCUCUGUCGAAGGCGGCGGCGUCAAUGCCACCAUCAUCCAGCCGGAUAUUGGCGCCCUUAACGGAAUCGUUCACAUCAUCGAUCGCGUUCUCGGUGUUCCAACCAUGACCGUUAUUGAGAAACUCCGAUCAGAUUCCAUCAUGAGCAAAACACACGCGCUGGCCAUCCAAGAUGAUUUCCUUGGUCGCAUGCAAGCGUACAGAGAUCCGUACAAUCCAAGGAUUCAGCAAAAGUUCACCAUGUUGGUGCCCAGUGAUGAAGCCUGGGAGACUAUCCAUCGCACGAUGGGCUCGGCCUUUAAAAAACUCUUUAUGGGCGAAUAUUCCUACAAUGUGCGUCAAAUUUUGGAACGCCAUUUGGUCGUCGGACAAGAAUUGAGCAUCAGCAAUCUAACGAGCCAAGGCCGUGAUAAUUACCUACAAACGAUCCGCGGCAAAGUGAAGAUCGUCUUCGUCGAAAGUGGUGGAGAGAAUGGAGGGGAGCCAACGCGAGAGUACUACGCUGAAUGGGAGAACAUUCGUGCCCGAGUGGUCCGCCCGGAUGUCCAGUGCAUUGAUGGCGUAAUCCACGUCCUCGAUCACGUCCUGGUGCAGCGCCGUGAGAUCUCCGUAUCCGGUUCGGGACGGUUCACCGUCAAUGCCCUGCUCUUGUUGGCCAUCACUCUAACGGCCAUGUUCUGGAACACCCGAGCACUUCAACAUUGAUGGGCUCCCUUAAAAAGCAGUGCGAACUGUUUUUUUCAAGUUUUUUUUUUUUUUUUUCCUUCCCUACUUCCCUAACCCUUCAUCCAUCACAUUUAAUUUGAAUAUCUUUUUUUUUUUUUUUUUAGCAUAUGAUUUUAUAUUUUAAUUUUUUAAAACCAUAUAUCAAGCGUGUAUAUUUUAUUCGGCGUGUUCAUCAUUUCUUCAUUUUAAAUUGACGCCAUAAAUUAGAAGAUAGAAUCUCACCAUUUAAAGUAUGAUGAAAAGAACAUUUAGAAGCGAAGAAUAGACCAUUUUUCAAUUUUUUUUUUCUUUAAUUUUUGAUUUUGUUUGGCUGAUUCAUUGUCGUUUUUUUUUCUGAGUUGUACAAGAGUACAAAUUUCCUUUGUUUUCUGCCUUUUUUCUAUUCUUAGUUGGAAGAAAAAAAAAUACUCGUUUGAAUUUUUGACGUCUUUGAACGAAUUAAAAUCUGAAAAUUUUCUAUGUCUAACAUCAGGAGAGACGAAAUAAGAAACGUAUGUUGUUUCUUUCUAACUUUCUAUCUUUUUUUAGUGUGAGGCGUGAACGCUGAUUUCGUUUUAUCCCACGUGGCUUCACUUGCAAUUUUUCAGACAGGGAUUUAAUGUUGAAUUGGUACGCCCUUCGUCUGGAGCGUGUAAAAGACCCCAUUUAUUUUAUUUUUAUUUUUAUUUUUUUUUUUCAAAUUUGAAUUCUUUCGUAUUCCGGAACUGCAUGCCCGCGCUCCUUUACAGCGACAUUUACAUUGUCAGUUUCAGGCUACAUUUUUUUCCCUUUACAAAGAUACACACACGACCGGAACAUCCAGUUUUAUUUUUUGUUUUCCUUGUAUUUGGUUCGUCAGUUUUUUUUUUUUUUUUUAGUUUUUUUUUUCACUACGACGUUGAUCAAUACAACAUUACGGUCUCUUUUUUUUAUUUUUGAUCAAUAACAUGGUCACGAUUCUAUGCAUGUCUGAUUGUCAAACUGGAUUUUAGAUGCACUGAGUGACAUUCCAAUAUUUUGUUUAUUUUUCCUUCACUCAUUUGCCUUUUCAUUUUUUUUUUUUUUUUUGAGAUCCACUUGUGUUGCGUUCAGCCAACCCAGUCACAAAUGCUGCCGUGAAUCAUACCAUAAUCCCAUCUCUCUUUGUCUCAUCCCUUCCAUCCCACCCUUUACUCCGGGGAAAGUUUAAAGAAGAAGAAAAAGUUAACAAGAAAAUCUAACUGAAAACAUAGUAAUAUCUCCUGAUGAUUGCGUUGAGUGUUCAUGGUAGAGUUCUCUGCUUUAGAAAUAAAGAAAUCAAUAAAAUGAAUGGGACAUGUAAA
Daphnia carinata is the source of this 3823-nucleotide messenger RNA. It is a transcript of the gene Fas1, whose product is annotated as fasciclin-1-like. The coding region runs from base 441 to 2501 and encodes 686 amino acids. The record is from RefSeq and is a predicted model, not a curated record. Gene Ontology annotation, biological process: extracellular matrix organization; cell adhesion. Gene Ontology annotation, cellular component: extracellular matrix. NCBI's taxonomy places the organism in Eukaryota, Metazoa, Arthropoda, Branchiopoda, Diplostraca, Daphniidae. Gene Ontology annotation, molecular function: cell adhesion molecule binding. The transcript has 13 exons.